This is a messenger RNA of Drosophila bipectinata, 3642 nucleotides long. It is a transcript of the gene Hmgcr, whose product is annotated as HMG coenzyme A reductase. Gene Ontology annotation, cellular component: endoplasmic reticulum membrane; peroxisomal membrane. Gene Ontology annotation, biological process: sterol biosynthetic process; isoprenoid biosynthetic process; coenzyme A metabolic process. The record is from RefSeq and is a predicted model, not a curated record. NCBI's taxonomy places the organism in Eukaryota, Metazoa, Arthropoda, Insecta, Diptera, Drosophilidae. Gene Ontology annotation, molecular function: protein binding; NADP binding; hydroxymethylglutaryl-CoA reductase (NADPH) activity.
GUUGUCCAUCCGUACGCGGAAGAGCUAAACGCACCAAAUUACCUGUUUUGGUUUAGUUUUCAAUCUAAUAGCUCCUGGGUAGCGGACCCAGUCAGUUGAUCCGAUCCGAUCAGAGUGCUAAUCGAACAGCAACAUCCCCAAUAACCACUAGCUCCAACCAGAGGGUGCGCGCAACAUCAAUAACAACAACAAAGAGACCAAGUGUUCGGGUUUAACAAUUUUUUAGUUAAACAAAAUAGAAAUCGAAAUCGGAAUUGGUCGCGAAUAGUCGCGAAGUUGGCGAACGAAAGUGCCGCAAUUAGUGGUUAUAUAAAUGUAAAUCAAACAGCCCCGCCGCGAACCCAAUUAUGUGGAUUUGUUUGCGAAAAGUGGACAAAUCGAAGAGAACUAGCACGCACUCGAGGCUGUGAUUGUGGCAAUUGGCCGAAACAAGUUGGUUCUUUCCAAGAGAAGACGCGCCGCGUCCCGACCGAUAAGCCCGGAGCCAGCUCAUUACCAUUUCUAUUGUGGACACCUUUGGCGUGUGACACCCAUUAGCCACACGACCCUCGGCCACCCCAAAACCUCAACCGAUCCUCCUCGUCAGAAAAGAAAGCCAGCCAAGAUUGGCCAGAUCUGGACGGGAAUCGGACCCAUCGCAGUCAUGAUUGGACGUUUGUUUCGCGCCCACGGCGAGUUCUGCGCCUCGCAUCCCUGGGAGGUCAUCGUGGCCCUCCUCACCAUCACGGCCUGCAUGCUGACGGUGGACAAGAACAACACCCUGGAUGCCAGCGGCAAUGGCCUGGGCACAGCAUCCGCCGCCGCAGCAGCCGGAGCAGCAACAGCAGCCGGUACUAGUCCGCCCCCGGUUUUGGGUGGAUCGGCCACUUCCAGCCGGCACAGACCCUGCCACGGCUGGAGCCAGUCCUGCGAUGGUCUGGAAGCGGAGUACAAUGCCGCCGACGUCAUACUGAUGACCAUCGUCCGGUGCACCGCGGUGCUCUACUGCUACUACCAGUUCUGCAGCCUCCACCGGAUGGGCUCCAAAUACGUACUAGGCAUAGCCGGCCUCUUCACGGUCUUCUCCAGCUUCAUCUUCACGACGGCCAUCAUCAAGUUCCUUGGCAGCGACAUCUCGGACCUCAAGGACGCCCUGUUCUUCCUCCUGCUGGUCAUCGACCUGUCCAACUCGGGCCGCCUCGCCCAGCUGGCUCUGUCCGGCAGCAACCAAGCCGAGGUCACCCAGAACAUCGCCCGGGGUCUGGAGCUCCUGGGCCCGGCCAUUUCCCUGGACACGAUUGUGGAGGUGCUGCUGGUGGGCGUGGGCACGCUGUCGGGUGUCCAGCGCUUGGAGGUGCUCUGCAUGUUUGCCGUGCUCUCUGUGCUGGUCAACUAUGUGGUCUUCAUGACCUUUUACCCCGCCUGCCUGUCGCUGAUCUUUGACCUCUCCCGCUCCGGCGUGGAUAUGUCCGUUGUCAGGGAGAAGGCCAAGGGCUCGCUGUUGCUGAAAUCCCUCACCGAGGAGGAGCAGAAGGCCAAUCCGGUGCUGCAGCGUGUCAAGCUCAUCAUGACCACCGGACUGAUGGCCGUCCACAUCUACAGCCGUGUGGCCUUCUCCGGAAGCGACUACGAUUCCGUGGACAAGACCCUCACGCCCACCCUCAGCCUGAACGUGAGCAACAACCGGACGGAGUCGGCCGAGAUUACGGACAUCAUCAUCAAAUGGCUGACCAUGAGCGCCGAUCACAUCGUCAUCUCAAUUGUCCUCAUUGCUCUGGUGAUCAAGUUCAUAUGCUUCGAUAACCGCGAUCCCCUCCCAGAUCAGAUGCGUCAGUCCGGAACUGUGGCCAUUGCGGCCAAGGCCUCGCAGACGACGCCCAUUGAGGAGCAGGACCUCGUGGAUCAACCUAAGACGCAAGAGAUUGCUCCGGAAAAGAGCGCAGUCCGGAAACUACUCUUCACCAUUGAGGAGCAGAGUUCGAAAAAUGCUACCACGCAGACGGAACUGCUUCCCCUCCAGCAGCCACUGGUCCUGCCGGUUCGUCCUCCCCGCCCGCUGCAAGAGUGCCUGGAGAUCCUGAACUCCACGGAGGAUCUCAAUGGACCAGCCGCCUUGAGUGAUGAGGAGAUCGUUGCCAUUGUCCACGCCGGAGGACCCCAUUGUCCGCUCUACAAGAUCGAGUCCGUGCUGGACGAUGCCGAGAGAGGAGUACGCAUCCGCCGGCAGAUAAUCGCCGGACGUGCCAAGAUGCCGGUGGAGCGCCUUGGGGGGUUGCCCUAUGAGCACUUCGACUACCGCAAGGUUCUCAACGCCUGCUGCGAAAACGUGCUCGGCUACGUGCCCAUCCCGGUGGGCUAUGCCGGCCCCCUCCUCUUGGACGGAGAGACCUACUACGUGCCUAUGGCCACCACGGAGGGAGCUCUGGUGGCCUCAACGAACCGUGGCUGCAAGGCGCUGUCAGUGCGCGGCGUUCGCUCGGUGGUGGAGGAUGUGGGCAUGACCCGGGCGCCCUGUUGCAGGUUUCCCAGCGUGGCCCGAGCCGCGGAGGCGAAGGCAUGGAUCGAGAACGAGACCAACUACCAGCAAGUGAAGACGGAAUUCGACUCCACGUCUCGGUUCGGUAGGCUGAAGGAGUGCCACAUUGCUAUGGAUGGACCGCAGCUGUAUAUCCGAUUCGUGGCCACCACUGGCGACGCCAUGGGAAUGAACAUGGUGUCUAAGGGAGCGGAGGAGGCGCUGAGGAGGAUCAAGCGCCAGUUUCCCGAUAUGCAGAUCAUUUCGCUCAGCGGGAACUUCUGCUGCGACAAGAAACCGGCGGCCAUCAACUGGAUCAAGGGACGAGGCAAGCGCGUGGUCACCGAGUGCACCAUUUCGGCGGCGACGCUGCGCUCCGUGCUGAAGACUGAUGCCAAGACCCUGGUCGAAUGCAACAAGCUGAAGAACAUGGGAGGCAGCGCCAUGGCUGGCAGCAUCGGUGGCAAUAAUGCCCACGCGGCGAACAUGGUCACGGCCGUCUUCCUAGCCACUGGACAGGAUCCCGCCCAGAACGUCACCUCCAGCAACUGCUCCACGGCCAUGGAGUGCUGGGUGGAGAACAACGAUGACCUCUACAUGACCUGCACAAUGCCGUCCCUGGAAGUGGGCACGGUGGGCGGUGGCACGGGAUUGCCCGGUCAGAGCGCCUGUCUGGAAAUGCUCGGCGUCCGAGGAGCGCACGCCACCCGGCCGGGCGACAAUGCCAAGAAGCUGGCGCAGAUCGUGUGCGCCACAGUCAUGGCGGGUGAACUGAGUCUGAUGGCAGCGCUGGUCAACAGCGAUCUAGUCAAGAGUCACAUGAGACACAAUAGGUCCUCCAUCGCUGUGAGUGGUGCCAACAAUCCCCUGAACGUGACCGUGUCCAGCUGCAGCACCAUUAGCUAAGAUCGGGCAUUGUCGGGCCCAACCACCGCCCUCAUCCCCCUUGUACAUAGAUCCUGUAACCAGGCAGGCCAGGCGUUGCAACUGACUUUACUUAGGCGUUACCUUGUAGUUGAAUGUUUUACAAAUUGCUUGAUAAAUACCAUGAUUGGCCAGGCCAAUGAGCAGAGGAUGGGUUACUGCUACUUCCACUACUGCUACUAGAUUGUAUCAUUUUUUUAAAUCUACCUUCCAUACAAAUACUG